Messenger RNA from Grammomys surdaster, 1663 nucleotides. RefSeq names its product killer cell lectin-like receptor subfamily I member 1. The transcript is spliced from 7 exons. Gene Ontology annotation, biological process: stimulatory C-type lectin receptor signaling pathway; positive regulation of natural killer cell mediated cytotoxicity. The record is from RefSeq and is a predicted model, not a curated record. The coding region runs from base 193 to 999 and encodes 268 amino acids. NCBI's taxonomy places the organism in Eukaryota, Metazoa, Chordata, Mammalia, Rodentia, Muridae.
ACCACUUCCUUUCUUCCUUCCCACAGGCUAAUUCACAAAUAUUGAGCAUUUUAAAGGUGUUGCAACUUAGAAUUCUCCUGGACGUUUGGGAGCACAUCAUCGGUUGUCCAAUUUUAUUCAUCUAGUGACACACUGGGGCAUUGUUUAGUUCUUGGAUUCUUUGAUAACGCUACCAGACAGGACUCCUCUAGGAUGAAUUGCUCUGGAAAUACUCCAGAACAAGAGCAGCAAGCUACCAAGACUGAAGUGAACCAGAAAGAAAUGCCUCACAGUAAAUACCAUGAAUAUAUAGCAAACAAGCAGGAUGUUACAUACACAGAGAUGAAGACGUAUAAGUCUCCACAGAAGCACAGAACACCUACAGCCAAGCAGAGCCCUGUAGUGCUGAGUGACGAGCAGGUAAAAUAUGCAGAGCUGACAUUCCACAGAACACCUCAGUUCCAGCCCAGGAAACUACCUGUCAGAAGAAAAAGACAAGGCCCCAAAUGGAGGGUGGUAACCAGCAUGCUUGGAGCCUUGUGUGUGGUGUUGAUGACAACCGUGGGGAUCUUACUUCCAAAAUUGCUUUCUAGUCAAGAAGAGCAAAGCAGACAAACCUCAUUUCCUCCUCUUCUGUGUCCUAAAGAAGAUGACUCCUCCUAUGAUCUUUGUUCAUCUGACUGGAUUGCCUUUGGAAACCAUUUCUAUCAAGCUUUUCAUGGAACGAAAACCUGGGCAGAGAGUCAGUCUGCCUGUGAGGAACUGAAAUCUCAUCUUGUGAUCAUAGACUCUGAAGAAGAGCUGGGUGGAUUCUUCUCAAAAAGGAUGGAACCAACAGGUCCUGGUUAUGGGGAAAUGACGGUAAAACACAGCACACCUUCUGCCAUGUGGGAGGACCCCUGUCUCCAAAUGGGGCAGACCUCAGCUGCUAAGGUGAAAGGCAUACCAGUCAGAAGAACAAAGGAACCCAUUACACCAGAUGCCAAUCUAUCUAUCAGAAGUCAAGCCCCAACCUGGUAAGAGACUACCUAGUAUAUCAGAUAUAAAACAGGCAGCAAGAAUCUAGGCCUUUAACGAAGUCAAGAAUACCAAAGAGGAAACACAAACCAAGGAACAAAAUGUCCAACAAAGACAGUUUCAGAAAUCAGCACCUAGAAUUAUAAUCACAAUAAUCAUCCCAAACCCACAUAAUUAAACACCAGUGUAAGAACACAAUCAACAACAGCUGUGGUAAUAUGGUACCACCAGAGAGCAGCUAACCUGUAACAUCAAGGCCUAAAUAUUUCAAGGCUGCUGAAGCACAAGGAAAUGACCUUAAAACCAAGUUUCUGAAGAUGAUAGAGGUCCUUAAAGAGGAAAUAAAAAAAAUCCCUUGAAGAAAUCAUGGAAAAGAAUGCCAAGAAAGCAAAGAAAAACAAACAAAUAAAUAAAACAAAACAAACAGGUGAAAAAAAAAACUGUUUGAAUCCAAAAAUGGAAAUAGCAGCAAUAAAGAAAACACAAACUGAGAGAAAUCUAGAAAUAGAAAUUCUAGGUAAUCAAACAGGAAUUACAAAUAUAAACAUUACCAACAGAAUACAAGAGACCAAGAGACGGAAGAAAGCAUCUCAGGGAUUGAAGACACAAUAGAAGAAAUAGAUGCAUUUGUCAAAAAAAAAAAAAAGCUGACUCUAAAAAGUUUUCU